Messenger RNA from Patella vulgata (common limpet), 647 nucleotides. RefSeq lists its product as uncharacterized. Bases 145 to 618 code for a protein of 157 amino acids. The record is from RefSeq and is a predicted model, not a curated record. The transcript has 2 exons. Lineage: Eukaryota; Metazoa; Mollusca; Gastropoda; Patellidae.
UAAACCAGACUAGUAACAUGCGCGAACAUAAUUGUAAAUUCAAUAUGCAUAUAUGUGUAAUCAUUCAGUUGAAGCAAUCAAACCAUUAAGUAACAACACCAGGUACAUUACUGGUUUAGUAGGCUAACUGAAGAUCGUGUCAAGAUGGGUGACGACAAUGUUGCUGUUCUCAGUCAAGUACGAAAAGAAGUUAUAGAAUUACGCCAAUUAGGCGAACAGUGGGGCCUGUCACAAACAGAAAUUAAUUCUUGCAUUGACACCGCUCUUAAUACGAAACUAGAAACCGCAAGCAAAGAAAUAAUAGCCAAGAAAAUGCAGUCAGAAAAGAAAUGGGGCACAAUUCGGUUUGUUUUCCGGGUAUGGCUGGCAAUCGUUAUUUUCAUAUCAGGAUUCACGGUAAUGCUAACCCAGAUAGAAUACCUAUCAGAUGUUUACAGACUGUUAGACCCUUAUCGUUAUGAUUUUUUGGGAAUGGUAAGAUUGCUUUCUCUGCCACUUCAUGAAAGACACAACAUAAGUUCAUACCAUAAUGAAGUAUGUCUGAUUGAAAAUCCAUACUUUGAGGAAGAAGAGGAAGCUGAUUGUUUAUUCUGUGACAGAAUUGAGUCACAUAAUUAGACCGUGAUAUUUUCCUUCAGCAGAUUUUA